Messenger RNA from Cicer arietinum (chickpea), 729 nucleotides. Its product is annotated as conglutin delta 2-like. Gene Ontology annotation, molecular function: nutrient reservoir activity. The record is from RefSeq and is a predicted model, not a curated record. NCBI's taxonomy places the organism in Eukaryota, Viridiplantae, Streptophyta, Magnoliopsida, Fabales, Fabaceae.
AAUCUCUCUCAAUACCCAUCAAAUAAUUAAACACCAAAAACAAACAAUCAAUACACACACACCACAUUCCACAAAACAAUGGCCAAACACAUUUUCCUCGUAACUUUCUUUGUAGCUUUAAUUCUCUUCAUUGCUCACACCAACGCCUCAAAGGACGAAAAAGAAGAAAUUCCAGAAAGUUGCCACAAGCAACUCAAGAGUUUGAACCUAAAACAUUGUGAGAAAUUCCUCAUGAAGAGGAUGCAGAAGGACGAAGACGAGGACGACGAUAAUGUUAUAAAAAUGAGGGGAGUCAACUACAUUCGAAACCGCGAAGAAGGACUAAAGGAGAACUGUUGUGCACAACUUAGUGAAGUGAAUUUCUUGGAUUGUAGGUGUGAAGCUUUGCAAAAGAUAGGAGAUAAUUUGAGUGAUAAGUGUGAUAAGAAGGAGAUGGAAGAAAUGGAAAGGGAGUUAAAGAUUUUGCCUUUGAGGUGUGGUAUUACACCACCUCUUGGGUGUGACUUGAGCUUUGAUAACUAAAAAAAGGGGUAAGGGGUCAUGUGAUGGCUUAAUUAUUCUAAACUUAGUUAAGCUAUCUCUUUGCUUUUGUAAUGUGUAAUAAAGAUCAUUAAUCAUAUGAUCAUGAAAUGAAAGCACAUAUAUAGUGUGCUUUGUGGCUCUUUGCCUAUGUUAUGUUUUGUUAAUAUGUUUUUUAUAAAUUAAAUUAAAAAUCUUUUCUUUUGCAAA